GUUUUUCACGAAGGAAAACAGCGUGGAUCAUUUUCUAGACGUUAUCUCGUACGCCGGUCCCACCAUGUUCUAUCUACUCAGAUAUUUAUCCUUGUUUAUUAAUACCGAUAAAUUUAAAAAUUGUUUCGAACAAGUGCGAAUGAAUUUGGAUUCCUUGAAGGAUGACGAGGAGUUUCAGAUCUUUCACCGACACGCCGUAAUCGGAAAAUUCGGCACGAUCUUUUCGAUGAUAUUUGUGUACACGUCGUUGGCGAUAUUCACGCUGACGUUUUUCUCCCCGCACAUUCUUGAUAUUGUGAUUCCGUUGAACGAAUCGCGCGAGCGGUGGCACUUUCCAGAUUCGUUGGAAUAUUUCAUCGAUCAGGAGAAGCAUCUCUAUUUGCUGGCGGGGUAUCUGUUUCUGGUAGCCUUGGUUGGCAUGAACACAGCCCUGGCCACGGAAACGGCUUCAAUGGCAUACGUGCAACACAUCUGCGCGAUGUUCUCCAUCACUAGCUAUCGGAUUGAACGUAUUGUGAACAGAAACCAGAUGAGAUUGAAGGAUUCUUUGAGGAAGUUCGAGAAUUACGCGGACAUCGCGGAGAUCGUCGAUAGUCACCAAAGAGCCAUUAAGUGUGUUCACAUGUGUAACUCCAUUCUCGGGAUCUGCUUUCUGCUUAUAAUCAUCGUAGGCGUGAUAUCGCUGAGCGUCAAUCUAUUUCGAUUUUGCAACAACAUUAUGACCUCGUCGGACAACCUCACCGUCGCGAGCAUGUUAUUUCUGUACAUUCUCUCCCACUUCGUCUUCAUGUUUCUCGGCAACUACUUCGGCCAGGAGGUAAUAAAUUACAGCGACGACGUGUUUAAGAAAAUAUGGAGCACUCGAUGGUACGCGACUCCGUUGCAAAUGCAGAAGUGCCUUCUGGUGAUAAUGCACCGAAGUAUGAAGAGUUCCACAUUGGUGAUCGGCUGUAUGUUCAUACUGUCUUUGGAGGGUUUGGCCACGCUCAUCAGCACGUCGUUGUCAUACUUUAUGAUGAUUUAUUCUGUGCGUCAAACCUAA
Molecule: messenger RNA, 1042 nt
Organism: Pseudomyrmex gracilis
Lineage: Eukaryota; Metazoa; Arthropoda; Insecta; Hymenoptera; Formicidae
Exons: 8
Coding region: 65-1042 (325 amino acids)
Biological process (GO): detection of chemical stimulus involved in sensory perception of smell; sensory perception of smell
Cellular component (GO): plasma membrane
Molecular function (GO): olfactory receptor activity; odorant binding
Source: RefSeq, a predicted model, not a curated record